AUGACGUACACGGUCGUCCUUUUCGUCACGCGCAACAGCCACAUCACGUCGGAGCAGUUCAGAGAUCACUACGAAAACACACAUAUUCCAUUGGCCUACUCGCUACUCAGUCACUGCUGGCCCAUCACCUUCAACCGUCGCUACCUGGCCCGGAUUGUCCGGAAAGGCUUUGGCGGCCCUGCCAACGUUGACCGCCCCCCGCUACUGCUGAGGGGCGUGCUCAACGAAGAAUUCGACUUUGACUGCAUUUCCGACAUGGUCUUCGAGGACGAGGCCCAUUUCCUCGAAUUCUACCGCAGUGUCUACUCAAAAGAGAUUUCCGCCGUGCUGACCAAGGAUGAGGCAAACUUUUUGGAAGGCGGCAAAACGAGGGUCAUAGUCAUUGGCGAGACUUGGACGACAGAUCGGGCCGGCUCGACCACACACAGCGUAGGCUACGGCCUAAUGAGCGAUCCUUCCAGCAGCAGCAGCGAAGAUAGCCGUUCCACCCCAGGCUGA
Messenger RNA from Bipolaris oryzae ATCC 44560, 498 nucleotides. RefSeq lists its product as uncharacterized. The transcript has a single exon. Gene Ontology annotation, molecular function: oxidoreductase activity. NCBI's taxonomy places the organism in Eukaryota, Fungi, Ascomycota, Dothideomycetes, Pleosporales, Pleosporaceae. The coding region runs from base 1 to 498 and encodes 165 amino acids. The record is from RefSeq and is a predicted model, not a curated record.